CUCCUCUCUGCUCUGUCAGUUUCCUUUUUUCGCAGUGUCACAGGCUCCAAACUGAAACGCUACUUUCUGUCCACAGCUCUCCUCCUCUCUGCAGGCUGGAGCUCUAACUGGCCUCAAACUACAGCUGGACUCGGCCUUCCUGUAGUUUUUCUGUGCGUUACUCUGUCUUUAACUCCUCCAUGUCCCACUGACUCACUCUCAGCUCCAGCGGCUCCACCGGCAGGCCUCGCUGUUCGCCGAGGGAGCAUCAGUCCUCACGCCGCGGUAGGGUGGGUCCGACUCGGCCACGGAGGCAGCAUGGGCCCGCUGCACGGUUAGCAUGCUGCUGGUGGUGGUCAAAAAGCUCCAGGAAGGGAUGAAACACGUCGCUGGUGGACUGUUUAGCUUGGAUGUCACCGCUACCGGAGUUUGGCUGUCAGAAUGAACGGCACUCAGCAGAGUGAUACAAAGAGGCAGCACCUCCUGGAGAGGCUGCUGGAUGCUGUCAAACAGUGCCAAAUCCGCUUUGGAGGAAGGAAGGAGAUUGCCACAGACUCGGACAGCAGGGUGAUCUGCCUUUGUGCCCAGUUUGAAGCAGUGCUGCAGCAUGGACUGAGGAAGAGCAGGGGUCUGGCCCUCACUGCUGCUGCCCUGAAACAGGCUGCAGGCUUCAGCAGCAAGACUGAAGCGGAGUUGACUUUCUGGUUCUAUGUGAAGGAGCAUCUGAACCGCCACGAGCUCCAGCGGUUCUACUCCCUACGCCAGAUCUCCUCGGAGCUCGGCCGGGGUCGUGCCUGGCUGCGCUGCGCCCUCAACGAGCACUCGCUGGAGCGCUACCUGCACACACUGCUGGCCGACCGCCCACGUCUGGGAACUUACUAUGAAGACUGGGCUUUUAUUCUUGAUGAAGAGAGAGCAAGUAUGCUCCCCACCAUGGCUGCAGGUUUGAACUCCAUCCUGUUUGCUAUCAACAUUGACAACAGUGACCUGAAUGGUGGGGUGACACGAGGAGGGUCCUCUGUGUCCCACCUGCUCAAGGAGUCCACACAAGGCAUCGGCAGCCUGUGGAAGGAGUCGACUCAGGGGGUCAGCAGCCUGCUGCGAGAGAUCAGCACUGCCACGGCUGUGGUUCCUGGCUUCACCCCUAGAGUGGAUGGAGCCUCAGACCCGCUACCUGUCCUGCCACGCAGCACCUCAGCUGACUCAGGACUGAGGAAAGAGCGCCGGAGGAAAAAGAAGAUCACCAACAUCAUUUCCUUUGAUGAUGAUCUGGACGGUGGAGCUGAAGAUGAGGAGGAGGGGGAGGAGGACUCCCAAAAGAUGGGCGUGAUGAGGAAGAGCCACACCGCUCCCGCUCAGAGCAGUGUGGAGGAAGGGAUAGACCCUUUGGAGCCUGCCUUCUCAGAGUCGCCUGCCCAGAAUGGCCUGGCUGAGCCGGGCAUAGUGAGCUGGGUGGGAUCCCCUCAUCCCUGUCGCACACCUCCCAUUACUACACCUCCUCUGCCUGACAGUAAGAGUAUAGACAACGAGGAAGAGGAGGAAGAAGAGGAGAUGUACAAACCCAGAGCACAAACCCAGGAGGAGGAGAGGAUCCCAUCUGAUCAGGUGGUGGUGGGCAGUCUGUCCAGUGUGUCCACGUGGAGCCCUCUACAGGUCAUGGCUGAACACAGCAGCUCAGAUAUCCUCAUACCCCUGAACCCUGCAGACCCUCAGCCAGUGAGCUCUGUGGAGGACACGGCUGCAUUUCCUGCUCAGUGUGAGUCAACAGGAUCGGUGGGAAACUGCGAGAGCAGCAGAUCACAGCUGGCAUUCAAUAUGGAGUCCAGUCCACCGACGCACUCUGCUCCACUCUCUAAUGUGCUGCCAACAUCUGGUUUGCCAGAGUCCAUGACAGUGGUGGAGCUGCGACAGGCCAUUGUAGCCAUGAUGAACAGGAAGGACGAGCUGGAGGAACAAAACACGUCUCUUCGCAGUCUGCUGGAUGGGGAGAUGGAGCACUCGGCAGGCCUGAGGCAGGAAACUGAUCUGCUGAAGAAGAGGCUGGCAGAGCUGGAGGAGAGACACUCAGCCAAGGUCCAGGCUCUGGCCAGGGAGAAUGAGGUCCUGAAGGUCCAGCUGAAGAAGUAUGUGGGGGCGGUGCAGAUGCUGAAGAGAGAGGGAAGCCAGGGCAAUGACGCUCUGUCGGUGUUGCGGUCAAGUGAAGAACAAGCUCCUGUCCCGCAGAGCAAGUUCAUGGGAGACAUCGAGGAGCUGGCGGCCAGCUACGAACGCAAACUCAUCGAGGUGGCCGAGAUGCACGGUGAGUUGAUAGAGUUUAAUGAGCGCCUGUACCGCUCCCUCAUGGCCAAAGACCACCUCAUUGUCCAGAUGAGGCAGGAACUGAUUGACCUGAGAGGACCGGUUCCAGGUGAUUUAAGCCAGACGUCAGAUGACCCCAGCCUGUCAGAUUUUGAGACGGCUCAUCGCGCUCUCAUCAACGUGUGGAUCCCCUCUGUGUUCCUGCAGGGCAGAGCCGCCAACGCCUACCACGUCUAUCAGGUAUAUAUCCGCAUCCUGGACAAUGAGUGGAAUGUAUACAGACGUUACACUGAGUUCAGAGAGCUCCACAACCAUCUGAGAACCCAGUUUCCACAGGUGGACACCUUCAAUUUCCCACCGAAGAAAGCCAUAGGAAACAAGGAUGCCAAGUUUGUGGAGGAGAGGAGGAAGCAGCUGCAGGGCUACCUUCGCAUGGUCAUGAACAAACUGAUCCAGACUCUGCCAGAGUUCACAGCCCGCCCCACCAAAGAGACCCUGCUGUCUCUGCUGCCUUUCUGUCUCGACACACCCCAGGCCAACGAUGGCGGAACCAAGACGCCGCGCUCCAAAACUUCGUCCCGCUUCCCCAGACUGGGACGCAGCCGCAACCAGGAAGCCAGACCUGAGCCGCAGAGUGGCGACCUUUAACCUCGCUGCUUUUGAACUGAAGAUCUCUGUACUCGCUGAUGCUCCGGCGUCUCUGUUCUGUGACAAGCAGAGCGUGAGGACAUUUAGGGCGUCUAACGGACCUUCAAAGCAGGUAAAAAGCCUCAGUCGAGGAAUCGAGACGGAUGCGUUCACAUUGCAGGCCUCUCUCUAGGAGAAUAUGUAAAUGUUUCUGUGUGAUGCCUGUCUGAGUAAGGGAUAAAAUACUUGCCCGAGGCUGCCUAUCGAUGGACCCGAUCAUACAGCAACUCUUACCUCACUGAGAGACCAGAAGACUCUUAGUAAACUGCACAUGGACUAGCCUGGACUGCUCUCUCUUAUCUCAACACACUGAGAUGAUGGGGACACGUUUUUUUUGUUGUUGUUUUUUUUUAUCUUACUCUGUUCAGUUUUGUAGUGUAUCAUGGUCACAGUGCCUACAGUGUUUUGUAGCUGCUUUCCUGCUCUGGUUUGGGUGAGAGGAGUACGCAGAGGUGAAGAGAGGGUAAAUUAAAGUCUUCUCUUGGGGAAUGAAGAUUGUUUUUCAGCUAAUAUGUCAACAUUAUGGUGCCAUUACGUUUUUUCACAACAGUGAUUCACAAUCAGGGGCGUGGAACACCAGGCAACGGGCAUUCCUUUUUUUCCCUACUUCUGUUAUAAUAUUAUUAUGACUUUUAUGAAUAAUUUGCAGUACAUGUAACAUAUCUUAAUGCCACCAGGGAUGCAGUGCGUCUUAAAUUCCACAUAAUAGUCAAAUUAAAAGAUUAGGGUUACACAUCAUUAAUAAAACCAAAUGUCUUAGGGUUAGUGCAAAAAUGUGUUAUUCAUCUUUUCUUGAAAGGAACAAAUUGCAGUACAACCUUAUUAUUAGAAAAUGUUGUAGAGUCUGCGCAACUCAUUUGUCCAUUAUUAGCCACAAGAAAUAACAGUUUUCACAGUAGAAACAGAUGUGUGCAUUUGAAGUGGGAUCAGAAAUGAUAAAAUUUAUGGCAAAACAACAAAAUCAGACACAUUCCAUCCUCUUUACAUUUUGGAAUAAAAAUAUACAGAGUUCAAGGCGAAACUUCCGUCAUAUUAUACACUCACCAGCCAAUUCAUUAGGUACAAAAUUCUAUUCUUUUGAAGCUUCUGUAUUUUCAAUUAUCCACAAUAGGGAGAAUUUUAAAUACAAUGUCGUCUAGUCCACCACCACCCACUAUGACCUCCAUAAUGAAGUAGAAUCAUCACCUGUUUGACAACAUCAACAGAAGCUCAAAAAUGUAGACGCUUAGGAAGUGUAAAUUCAUGGUAGAGCUGUGUGUAAAGAUGGACAAACCCUUCAUGAUUUCCCCCCCGAGGUGAUAUCAUACUCCACCACACUUCUUAAACUUACUGCAGUGGCCAUCUUGACAGUGUCUGCCUCAUUUUAACUCUCAGCUAAUCUAACAAAAAGCAAAGAAGUUGUGUGUGAGUGGAGCUGAGGAGGGCCAUGUGAACAUCUCAGGCUCCAGGACUGUCAUUUCACAGCACCCACCUGCCAGACCCUUCAUUAUGUAUUACUUUAAGCCUUAAAAAGAUGAGUUAUAUAAAAAAUUACCCCCUCCACCUUUGUCGUGAUCAAGUAAAUUAACUAUAGACACCAAAACCAUUUUUUUGUACCAGGUUGUAAACGUGGAUUUCAGCUGUAAAGUUGAGCACGUUGACAUGGGAAUCUAUAAGAAGUGACUCAGUUUUGCAGCCAGCCUCAAGUGACCAUUCACGGAAUUGCAGUUUAUGGCACUUCUGGAUUGCAUUCAUUUUUCAAACCAAGCAGUCACCACUUAGUUGGACUGCAUUUCACAAGUGUACCUAAUGAAGUGGCUGGUGAGUGUUUAAAUUUCAGUUUUAGUGCAUAUUAAAAUGACAAGUUAAACUGACUGUAUGAGACCAUUGAACAUUUAAUCAAUAAUAUCAAUAGAAAUCCACAUGUAGUACAGUGUUAGUUGACUGUAAUGGGAAAAAUUAACUCCUAAAACAGGCGUCAUUUUCAACUGUUUGAUUUUUGUUUUUUUAAUUAAGAUUAAAAGUGAUGAUGAAAUAUGAAAAAAAAAACUUGGAUGAGUAAAAAUGAAAAGAUCUUUAGUGUUUCCCCCAAAAAGACACAUACACGCCCUUGACAAAAAAGAAAAAAAUAAUAUAAGGCUCUGUUUUUUUCUCCCUUAAUGGUAUUUUGACAUCCCUCAUUGAGAAAGGUCAUAAAUAAGCAUCCAUUCUUGUAUCCUCUCAAAAAUAUCUUUACACAUAUUUAACUGAGUUCAGUUUUUGAUAUCUGCUUUGAUGUAUGUGAUAAAUUUGUGUCAAAUAUUUUUGAGAACAACGGAAGGGAAGUACAGUGUUACAAUGAAAACAGAUGAGUAAGCUGUGUUUUGGACGGUUAACGUCACAUAAAUAUGAGUCUUCAUCAAAGGUCGCCUGGCUGCUCUGCAAAAUCCCUUGUUUAAUGAUUGUUUAGCUCAUGUGUCUUAGCGGGAUUUAAUGCAGCGCUAUGUUGCAAACGAAUGUUUUAAAAAUGACUAAACACUUGAAGAAAAGCUGCUUGUUAGAGGUGUGAGGAAAGGACUGCUGAGCAUCAAGUGUGUGUAAAACAGAAGCUCAUGCAUAUGUAUGGGUCACCCAAGAGUAGUCAGAGACGAUGUUCAAAUGAGGAGUGAUUGUGUUAAAAGGGCUUUGGAAAACUUGAAUCAAAGGGUCGGCUGGCAAAGUGGUAAACAGUGUUGGCUGUCGUUGAUGGGAGCUGAACAAACAAGGCUUGUGGGUUUUAAUUAAGUUGUUGUUCUUACGCAGAAAUGACCCUCGCAAGGAUCCAGCCGCUGGAAAACACUGCACAAUGCCAUCAGGAAACUCUCACAAAGAUGCGGGGAAGUAGGGGUUUUUAUCAGACUUCCCCGAGAUCCUUUACAGAAAGAUUCCAUCUGUGAGUUACGUGUUUUGAGCUGGCAAAUAAAACAUCAAGAAAAGGAUAUAGUAUCAAAACUUUUUGAAGAACAUAUUUGUUAAAUUGAUACCUUUUCAGACAGAUGGCACUGCUGCGGCCUCCUUUCUAGAACUGUAAACUAAACAUGAAUUUGUAUCCUUUCUUUUAUUGAAUGCUAUUCUUUGCUGUGAUGCAGUGAAACUGUGGAAUUGGUGGUGUUUUAGGUGUAGUACUGCCUUAUAUGCAUUAGAAAAAUCAGCCCAGAGGAUCAUACUGCUGUAUAAUCUCUAUAUUAUAACAACAAACAAGUAGCCUUUUAAUAGAGAACUCUUUUACAGUUAAAAAUGUGGGAUGAGUCUGUCUCUAGGAUUACUGGUGGGUUUUAUUUCUCAGCACAAAUCCUCCAUACUAUAUGUUUGUAUGUAAAUGUACAGUAACUGAACAGGAUCAUUCCUAGAAAGCUGUCUUUAAAGGAGCACUCCACUGAUUUAAGCGUCGCACUCCUGUGAUGUCAGCCAUGCAUCCAUAUUUUUGUGCACAUUUUGAAAUAUUGCAUUGCAAGAAUUUAAUGGAAGCAGCAAAAAAUCAAAAACUUCCACAAUUUAAAAAAAAAAUGGCUCAUUUGAAAUGUUUUUUUGGAGUUUUUUAGUAAAACUUAAUGCACAUGCAAGACAGAUGCAGCUUUUUUGAAUAAGUUCUAAUGUAGCAAACCUUUAUUUCACAUGACUGAUCAGUCUGCUUCUUAGUAGCUGAUAUGACAGAAUAAAUACCUGAAUUUUCUUUAGGAUCUUUGUCCAGGUUUUUUGGCAGCUUCUACUUCCAACUUCUUCUUCUACUCUGUUUAUCACAUCUAUGUAGCCUAUACUGCCACCUUCUAAAGGCUUUCUGUAACCAAGUUUUUUGCUCCGAAGCAGUUAAUGGGAACAAGCCAUUAUUUUUUUUAAUGUUUUUGCGGGAGAUUUCAAAAUUUAAAUCCUCCUAACAGUUAUAUGGAAACACAGCUAUUAUCAGUCAUGGUGCAGCUUGGUGCCUACAUUACCCACAAUGCAACUCACCCACUGACAUUUGGAGAUUUAGGUGUGUUUUGCUAGUAGUGGCUAAUGUAGCCUCAUGCAGAGAUGAGCAGCAGCUCCUCACUUCUUUCUAAUCCCACACACUCAGAUGUUUCUCUUCUUCAGCCCCACCUGACUCAAGCGACAUGACUGGAUGUGUUCUCAUUUUGUGAAGCUCACUCUGUAGCCACAAAAGCGUUUGUACAACGUUUUUCAUUUUUUCAUGUCUGCAGUUUCAAGAUCUGACUUUGAUGUGUCGCAUCGGUGGAGUUCCCCCUGAAGGCAACUCAGUGGCUUCCUGUGGAGUUUCUGACCACUAGUAACUCUAUGGAGCAGUUUUUAUAUUUGUGGGUCCACAUUUUGAUCGUGUGAUUAUUUGUGGUUCUGUUCCUUGAUAGCAAACAUGGGUGUACGCAGUGAAAUAUUACAAAAUCAGCAUCACACUUAUUUUACAGAAGGACAUGCACUCAUCAUAUUUGUUAAACCUGUUUGAUUUGGUGACUAAACUUUAGAUUCCAGGAAAGGCAAGUUUAAACCUGAAACUUGGGUGUCGCCCAGCAGGGACUUCUUUGAUUGGAAGUAUGUUCAUUCAAAGCAUCUCAGGUUCUGUUCAGACUGCACAAUACAAGCUGUUUAUUGACAAUAAGUGAAAAAACAGAGGCAAGUGCUUCUCAGAGAGGUUCCUGGUGGACACACACCUGCUCUCCUCUGUUUUGGUGAGUAGAUGUCAUGAUGUGGUCACAGACGCCUUUCAAAUGGUUCCAUCUCCUCCUCACAGUAUCCUCCAGGUAGCCCGAGAGACGACGAACAAAGGAGGUGAGAUUGGCUGAAACUGUUCCCUUACCUUGCCUGUUCUUGUGUACUUUUCUGUCCUUGCCUUAGUCAGCAGUCAGGCCUUAUCUAUCAGUGUCACAGCAAGAGGGGGGUGAACAAUAAAGUAUGAUGUGUACAGAACCUACA
Molecule: messenger RNA, 7866 nt
Organism: Amphiprion ocellaris (clown anemonefish)
Lineage: Eukaryota; Metazoa; Chordata; Actinopteri; Pomacentridae
Gene: snx29
Product: sorting nexin 29
Exons: 21
Coding region: 421-2925 (834 amino acids)
Molecular function (GO): phosphatidylinositol binding
Source: RefSeq, a predicted model, not a curated record